Molecule: messenger RNA, 1548 nt
Organism: Colletotrichum orchidophilum
Lineage: Eukaryota; Fungi; Ascomycota; Sordariomycetes; Glomerellales; Glomerellaceae
Product: aminotransferase class I and II
Exons: 5
Coding region: 1-1548 (515 amino acids)
Biological process (GO): ceramide biosynthetic process; sphingosine biosynthetic process
Cellular component (GO): endoplasmic reticulum
Molecular function (GO): pyridoxal phosphate binding; serine C-palmitoyltransferase activity
Source: RefSeq, a predicted model, not a curated record
AUGGACGCAGGCGAGGCCCAAAUGAAGCUGAUCGCCUGGCUCCACGAGGCCUCCGAGGCCUUUCAAAAAGUCCCUGGAUCAGCGGUUCUGAUUCGAUACAUCCAGUCGAGCUACCAGAACGACCCCAUUCGUUCUGGUAUCGAGCUGGUUCUCUUCAUAUUCUUCGUCCGCUACCUUCUGUCGCCCUCCUAUUCCACCCAGAAGCAGAACUUCAUCAAACUCCGCGACGAUGAAAUCGACGAGUUAGUGGAAGACUGGACCCCAGAGCCGCUUGUUGCUCCCCAAACAGCUCUCGAGGAGAUCGAGGCCGAAAGGCUGCCUGUGAUUGUUGGCCCGACCGGCCCCAAGACCAAGCUCGCAAACGGACGCACCGUCACGAACCUCGCUUCAUACAACUUUUACAACUUCAAUGCCAACGAACAGAUCAAGGACAAGGCCAUCCAGACGCUGCGCACUUACGGCGUGGGCCCAUGCGGCCCUCCCCAAUUCUACGGCACUCAGGACGUGCACAUGAAGACUGAGGCAGAUAUCGCCGUCUAUCUUGGUACCGAAGCCUGCAUUGUCUACGCCCAAGCCUUCUCCACCAUCUCGAGCGUCAUUCCCGCCUUUUGCAAGCGCGGUGACAUCAUUGUUGCUGACCGCGCCGUCAACUACUCUAUUCGCAAGGGUAUGGAGGCGUCCCGAAGCACCAUCAAGUGGUACAAUCACGGUGAUAUGGACGACCUCGAACGCGUCAUCCGGAAAGUGGUCAAAGAUCAAAAGGGCAAAAAAUUGACAAGAAGAUUCAUCGUCUCAGAAGGCUUAUUCGAGAUCACGGGAGACAGCGCAGACCUGCCUAGACUUGUUGAAUUGAAAGAAAAGUACAGAUUCCGUAUUAUCCUAGAUGAGACUUGGUCUUUUGGCGUCCUCGGCCGAACCGGCCGGGGCCUUACUGAAGCGCAGAACGUCGACCCUUCUCAGGUAGACAUGAUCGCUGGCUCCCUUGCCGGCCCUCUUUGUGCCGGCGGCGGCUUCUGCGCCGGCGCCAAGGAUGUAGUUGAGCACCAGCGUCUCACGGCAGCUUCUUACACCUUCUCGGCUGCCCUGCCUGCCAUGCUUGCGGUCACGGCCAGCGAGACCCUCAGUGUUCUGCAAUCCAACCCGGACAUCCUUACCCAGUGCCGUGAGAAUACCAAGGCCAUGAGGGCACAGCUGGAUCCUCGCAGUGACUGGGUCGUCUGCACCAGUUCCCCCGAGAAUCCCAUCAUGUUACUAGUACUCAAGGCCGAGGUCGUCGCAGCGCGCAAGCUUACACGAGAGGACCAAGAAAGGCUGCUACAAGACUGCGUCGAUGAGGCUCUCGCCAACGGAGUUCUCAUUACGCGCCUCAAGAGCAUGCCUAUUGCCAACGACCUAAACCCCAAAGACGACAGCUGGCAGAUCCAGCCGGCGCUCAAGGUGUGCAUCACCACCGGCUUGCCAAGGAAGGAUAUCGAGAAGGCAGGUGUCACAAUCCGACAUGCCAUCACCAAGAUUAUGACCAGGAAGUCGAGCUCCAAGUCGGCAUAG